UAUUCCGUCAGUCGCGCCUUGGUCACACUACAGAUUUACAGAAAUUUGGUUUUGGAAAAUUCCCGAAAUUGCUGCUGAGGCUGGAACCGAGUCCAUCCCAGCACAACCCCAUCCAAAAGCGUAAGCCCCGCAAGCAUAUAGGACUCUAGAAAUAUGGCCGACGAUUGGGAAUCCGCAGCAGACAGCGAGGUGGUCAUCCGGCCGACUGGUGCCGCCAGCGUAAACAAGUGGGAGGGCGAGGACGAGGAUGAGGACAUCAAGGACAGCUGGGAGGACGAGGAGGAGAAAAAGGACGAGGAGAAGCCCACGAAAACAGAAGCCCCAGCCAAACCGAAGCCAAAUAAGGCGCUAAAAGCCAAACUGGAACAGCAGGCGCGCCUAGAGGAGGAAGCAGAGGUACAACGUGUGGCCAACCUAUCGCCUGCAGAAAAGUUGGCUGAGAAGCUGCGAUUGCAAAAAAUCCAGGAGGCCUCUGAUCUCAAGCAUGCCCAGGAGGCGUUUGGCGUGACGAGUACGUGCGGAGGCCUAGACGCCUUCAACCCGGAGAGCAAGGAGGAGUUCAAGGAGUUCGGCGCAACGCUCAGCUGGAAGGUGUCCCAGUUCCGCGAGUCGGAGCACUUCCCCCAGUUCGUUGAGGAUCUGGUGCGCAGUCUAUGCGUGAAUCUGAGCGCCGCUGACAUCAAAAAGGUCAAGAUGAACGUGGAAAUCUUGCACUCGGAAAAGCUGAAGCUGGAAAAGGCCAAUGCCAAGAAGCCCGCUGGAAAAGGCAAGGGCAAGGUCACUCUCCGCACCGAAAACGACGAUAUUGACGGUUACCAAAAGUACGGAAAUGACUUCACCGAGGACUAUGACGACUUCAUGUGAAUUUAGCCCGCAUAUAUCUAAUUAUUGAAUACAUAGUUGCUUGUUGAAGAGUUCUUCUUGUUAGAGAUGCUGCGCAGGAAUAAGAGUCCUUUGUUAAAUAUAAAACGGCAGAACCUAUAUAAAUAUGUACAUAAAUAUAUAUUUAUAUGACCAUAUAGAACACAAAACGAGUUACGGAGUCAAGUCAGGCAAUCAAGAAACCUCAACGAACAUGCAAAACCAACUCCAAAUCGAAAGAAAAUUUAGGCAACUGACUUAUGGCAACAGCAUAUGUAUGUAGGUCGUAUUUGGGAUGGCUUCUUGUGAAAUUCAUUUUUGUAUAAAGAAUAAAACUACAGAUCGAUAUUAAACGAAA
Messenger RNA from Drosophila santomea, 1219 nucleotides. It is a transcript of the gene eIF3j, whose product is annotated as eukaryotic translation initiation factor 3 subunit J. The coding region runs from base 154 to 864 and encodes 236 amino acids. NCBI's taxonomy places the organism in Eukaryota, Metazoa, Arthropoda, Insecta, Diptera, Drosophilidae. Gene Ontology annotation, cellular component: cytoplasm; eukaryotic translation initiation factor 3 complex. The transcript has 6 exons. Gene Ontology annotation, molecular function: translation initiation factor activity. The record is from RefSeq and is a predicted model, not a curated record.